AUGAAGGACAUGUUUUCUGGGGGAACAGAGACUUCAUCAACAUUAAUUGAUUGGGCCAUGGUGGAGAUGAUGAGGAAUCCAAGUGUACUUUUGAAAGCUCAAGCUGAGAUAAGAAAUGCUUUCACAGAAAAAGAAACUUUUGAUGAAAAUGAUGCCGAAAAAUUGAAAUACCUUAAGUUGGUUGUUAAAGAAACUUUCAGACUCCAUCCUCCAGGACCCCUUUUGAUCGCAAGGGAAUGUAGGGAAGAAGUAGACAUAAAUGGCUAUACUAUUCCUUUGAAAACAAAAGUUAUGGUUAAUGCAUGGGCUAUCGGAAGAGAUCCUAAAUAUUGGAUUGAUGCAGAAUGUUUCAAACCUGAGAGAUUUGAGCAAAUUUCAGUAGAUUUUAUUGGUAACAGUUUUGAAUUUCUUCCGUUUGGUAGUGGAAGGAGGAUUUGUCCAGGGAUAUCAUUUGGUUUAGCUAAUAUUUUUUUCCCACUAGCUAAAUUGUUGUAUCACUUUGAUUGGAAACUUCCUAUUGGAAUCAAUCCAAGUGAUUUGGACUUAACUGAAUCUGCUGGAAUAACUUGUGCUAGAAAGAGUAACCUAUACUUGAUCGCGACUCCUCAUCAACCUUGUCAAGAGUGA
Solanum tuberosum (potato) is the source of this 627-nucleotide messenger RNA. RefSeq names its product premnaspirodiene oxygenase-like. NCBI's taxonomy places the organism in Eukaryota, Viridiplantae, Streptophyta, Magnoliopsida, Solanales, Solanaceae. The record is from RefSeq and is a predicted model, not a curated record. The coding region runs from base 1 to 627 and encodes 208 amino acids. Gene Ontology annotation, molecular function: monooxygenase activity; heme binding; iron ion binding. The transcript has a single exon.